AACUCAGAGAUCGUGAAAGCGAAGAAAGCUUAUAUAUCAAUGCCAACCGAAGUUCAUGAUUGAGCUAUGGAGUAUUUUGGGGGGUCAAUACAAGCGGAACCGGCAUGCCUUAAACACGAGCACAUCAAUUCAGCCUUGAUAACGCAUUCGACACGAUGCUUCCUUAGUUUCAAUGUGCCAAGUGCCCAAGACCGUGAAACAGGAAGAAUAAUGGGCGUUCCAUGGGAGACACACGACUGUUGUGCAGACGUUGCUGAACGCCACUGCCCAUGGAAAACACCGCCCGGCCACUAUUGAGGGCUCAGCCCCAGGCGGUCGAGCUGGUCGAUUCGAGCGUAUGCAAAAAUGGCGACGGUGCUUCGGGCAGCCGAAUUUGUUGCGGACGGCCAUAAUCUUGCAGGGAACAACGGCCGAGCGGCGUCGCUAGCAUCUUUGCCGACCGAGCUGAUCAUCAAGAUCUUACGACUCGUCCCGCCAAGCACUAUCUUGUCUUGCAACAGAGUAUGUCGUUCGCUUCAUUUCGCGUGUAAGUCGAUCUCAUUGUGGUCGACGGUGUUGGACGACUGGCAACGUGAGCAUCCUGUGCUUCCUAAAUCCGACAAUUCCAACGGUACCAACGAGGACAAGGUUCAAGAAUUGAUUUCGAUGCUGAUCACGUCAGAGGAGCUGUCUGAAAGAUGGAACACUUACGGCUCCGAGCCCCAAACCGUCUUCCGGACCAGGGCGCACAUCGACCGUAUCACAUGCAUGAAAAUCGUUUCAGGUCGAUGCGGGAGAUACCUCGUCACCGGCGCUGUAGACGGCUGGAUUCGAAUAUGGAACAUGUCAAAUCCUUUGCCGGAGGCACAAGGCAGCAACAUCCCAGAGCAAACCAGCUACAAUGAAGAAUCGGCGGAGCUCAGAAGCACAGCGGGCGAGAUGCCUCCUAGCUCGUCCUUUGGCUCAAACGAGCUGAGCAGCCUUCUUACGAAUACUGCUGCGAAUGAGAGGCGCAAGCGAAGAAAGCAGGUGCUACUCAGUGAGAUUGACACCGGUGGUGAUAUCACGUGUGUGGACGCAGAGUUGAGUCAAGACGAGAAAAGGCUUGUCUGCGUCGUGGGAUCGUACUAUAGCAGCGCUGGAUGUCUUGUGUACGUGCUCGACUUGGACAAGCGGCCGGCCAUGCUCGAUCAGAGAGCAUCGUUGAAUCCACGGGAAUGGUUUGGUACACAUUGCGUGUCAUUGCGCGGGGACUACAUAACCAUUGGGACCUACGUCGGCUUCAUCCACGUCUUCAAAUGGACGACAGGCUGGCGAGCAACGAUGGAAACAGGAUCGCGAUGCUCGACUGCUUCUGUCAAGCUCUUAGAAAACUCAGUCAUCUCCGUGACACGCGCAGGAUCGAUCGAGGUUUUCUCUCUGCCAUCGUCUGCCGAAGAGACUUCCGAACUCUCGGAUGCACCAUCGCCGAGAAUGAAUCCAAGUGCAUCGCUUCUCGAAGACAGGCAUCCUGAUCCCAGCACGAUCGACCUGAAGGAGGACACUCCCAUACCGCCAGGCCGAGUCAUCGCUCGACAAACACCUGAUGAAUCCUCACGACCCUUGCUCAGCGUGACUAUAAGCGAGGAACCCAGGCCCCGACCUGGGUGUACGAGCCAGCGCAGCAAGACGGCCGAUGCAAAGUGCGGCCGCAUCAUCCUCCAGAUGAUCGACAGUAAAACGGUCUUGCACUACGCCUUCCAGCGGAAGAAGCGCCCGUCUAGCCAUCCUUUCCCUUACGAAUGGCCGCCACGCGUCAUUGGCAGAGCUGCGCUUCCGAACGAACGCAUUACAGGUGGUGCAAUCGGCGCAUUGGGCAAGCGAGCGGUGCUGAUGAGCAAUCUGACCGGUGGAGUGCCACCUGUGUCGUGUAUUCGAGCCUUAACUCGCCAACCAGAUGAUUCUGGAAGUGUCGAUGCCGCAACGAUCGCCAUGCUUCCUCUUCGACCGAUACCGGAUGUCGGCCUUCCCGCUCUCCCGGCUCCUUCCAGCAACAUUCCAAAUAACGACAUCUCGAGUAGCUUUCUACGUCCCACGGUACCUAAGACGGUCUGCCCUGCCGGUCCGGCACCAGCAUCGCCGCCGCGUGCUGUCGGUCUUGAGUCCGCGGCAGUUUCACCUCCUACGCCGCCGACCCAGGGCACACCCGAUAGGCGCGCGCCCAGCACCAGCUCGGAGCUUCCAUUUGGGUCUGCGGCCUUUUCCUCACCGUCCUCGUCGAUCGGCAGCUCGUUCGGGGUGCCAAGCAGAUCAGACGUACUAACGGAGAUCUGCAUCGAUGAAGCUGCUGGGUUGAUCUGCAUUGGUACGGCGAGGGGAAAUUGCUGGAUUGCGGAUUACGUGCGCAAGCCUGCUACGGCCACGAGUGCUGUGGCAACUACUAAGACGACGAUAAAGGGGCUGGGGAUGGUAUGAAUCUUGGCAGCAGUUCGACAAUCAUGUGCGGAAGGGCUCUGACGACGCUUGUAGCAUGAAACGGUAGAAAUGCCACACAAGCACGCGAACAUGUAUAGUGGCAGCAGCAUUGAAGUUUUGCGCGUCG
Messenger RNA from Tilletiaria anomala UBC 951, 2560 nucleotides. RefSeq lists its product as uncharacterized. The record is from RefSeq and is a predicted model, not a curated record. Gene Ontology annotation, molecular function: protein binding. The transcript has 3 exons. Lineage: Eukaryota; Fungi; Basidiomycota; Exobasidiomycetes; Georgefischeriales; Tilletiariaceae. Bases 346 to 2433 code for a protein of 695 amino acids.